AUGAAUCGAUUGUUAGGCAAUAAACGUCGAGCAUCAUUUGAUGUUAACCAACGGCCAUUAUCAUUUAAAGUUUAUUAUUUAGGAAAUGUAGCAACAUCACUAACUCGAGGCGAAGGUUGUGCAGAUCGACCAGCUAAACUUCUUUGGGAUAUGCAUGUAAAAAAUCAAGGACGUUUAGGAAGAAAACUUCGUUUAACGGUUACAAAUGCUGGUUUAGAAGCCGAAAGUUGUACGAAAUUACUUACAACAAAUGAUAUUACACUUUAUUCUACGAAUCGUAUCGCAUAUUAUCUUGUUGCUAGUAAACUCAAUCCAAAAAUGUUUAUUUGGGUUUAUAGACAUGUAAAUAUUCGAUCAGGUCUAACGACAGAGCUUCGUUGUCAUGCAUGUUUGUGUCACAGUGAAGAUAAUGCUAAAUCUCUUGUUGAUCUUCUUCAUCAUCAUUUACAAGAUUCUUUACGUGAAUAUGUACGUGAAAAACAUCGUCGUCAAAUAACUCGAUUAUCUAUAUCAUCAUCAUUAAAUUUAACGAAUUUAACAAGUGCAGACCAAACAAUAAAUGAACCACCUAAACGUUUAUUGACUCGAAGUCAAGCAUCAAAUUACCGACCAUCAUUAGCUCGAUCAAUGUCAAAUAUUGGUCUUGGUCGUAUGGAUGAUAUUGAAGAACAUGAUGAUGAAUUAAAUAGUGAAACAACAACUACGAUGUCAACAUCAUCAACAUCAUCUAUUGAUUUAAUUACAUCAAAAUUGACUGAUUUAGAAACAGAUAAAAGAAUGAAGUUAAGAAAAAAAAAACGUAAUAUGCAAGGUACAUUUCGAUAUCCUGAUGGAUCUGAAUAUACAGGUGAAUGGAAUGAAGAUGGUCAAAGACAUGGUUCUGGCCAAUUAAUAUUUAACGAUCAAGCUAAAUAUCGUGGUCGAUUUGAAAAUGGUCUUUUUUCUGGACUUGGUUCAAUAUCCUAUCCCGAUGGAUCAAAAUAUGAUGGUGACUUUCUUCAAGGUCGAUAUCAUGGUUUAGGUGUAUUUACUCGAUGUGAUGGAAUGAAAUAUGAAGGACAAUUACAGGAAGGAAAAAUUUUUGGUUUAGGUCUUUUAACCUUUGCUGAUGGUUCACAUGGUUUACCACGAAAUGAAGGACAUUUUGAAAAUAAUAAAUUAGUACGACGUGAAAAAUGUACAGAUAUUAUACGUAAAGCUGUUGCAUGUGCUGAACGUGCAAAAUCACAACAUGUUUGA
Adineta steineri is the source of this 1239-nucleotide messenger RNA. NCBI's taxonomy places the organism in Eukaryota, Metazoa, Rotifera, Eurotatoria, Adinetida, Adinetidae. The record is from the annotation of a GenBank genome assembly.